GAUCCAGAGCCUCGCCGCGCAGCCGCAGUACGGCGGGUGUUGGGCGCGCGCGCUGGAACAGCUAGACACGCGCUGCAGGGAGAUGACGUCACAGAGUCAGAGCCGCCUGGCGCUGCACUUCACCCACUGUCACCUGAGCAGCUCAGGCAGGGAUUUCCCAUCCUGCCCUGAGGGGUCAGAGGUCAGCAGGUGUACUGCUGGGAUGGAUCCCGUGGCCUUCAACACCUACACUGAGUUCUUUACCCACACCCACUCCAUCUGCCACUUCCUGCAGGCGGAGGCCUGGCAGAGCCGCGCAGAAAGCACCAUGCACAGGCUGACGGAGGCCUCAGCAGGUGUUGCUGAUCAGCUUCAGUCCACCAGACAGAUGGCCAACGAGCUGAUGGAAGCCCAGAGUGUCGCCUUAAAGGCACAGAAAGAAAUCCUGUCCAAUGGAGAGGAUCUACGAGCCACCCUGAGAGACUCCACUCAGGGUGUGCAGGCGGUCUUCUCUGACCUCAGCAGCGCCUCCAGGCAGCAGCAGGUGGCGCUGUCGCAGCUCUUCCAGCGGCUCUCCUUCCUGCAGGGCUUCCUGCUGAUGGAGGCUCACAGCCUGACUUCCUGCUGCUACAACGCAGCCGCGCUCUGCACCUCCUACCUCAUCACUUCCACCCCUCGCUCCUCCAGUGCCAGGCUGCUGCUGGCCUUGGUCUGCGUCAACUUCUACUUGGAGAAGAAGAUCUACCAGCAUGUGCUGAGCUCCGACCAACCAGAACACCUUCAUAUGGAGCUGGUCUCAGCGUACAUUGCUGCGCUGCGGCGCCUCUCGGUGUGUGUUGCCCUGUGUGUUCUGCUGCUGGUGUGUGUUCGCUACAGAGACCCGGUGCAGCAGAGCCUGGAAGUGCUGCAGCAGCUCAGAGAGACGCAGAGCAACCUGCAGGAGGCGCUACGGCUUGCAGAGAGGUUUACACAGGAGAAGAAGAAAUUGGAGGACCGUCGGCUGCAGUUGAAGAAGACAGCAAGAGCAGAAAGGCUACGGAGCAGAGAGGAAGAGGAGGAAGAGGAGGAAGAGGAGUUCAGUAUGAUGUCAUCACUGGGCACAGGCUCCUCCCACAUGGCGCCUUCAGGUCAGAGCGCCCGUCUCCUCUUCCACUCCUCUUCCCAUCAUGCAUCAGUCCAGACUCCGCCACCCCUGGUGUACAGCGUCCUGGUGGAGGACAGGAAGCACCGCUACAGCCUGAGGAGCCGCCGGCGGUCAGACCUCAUCUGAGUGACGUCAUCAGUGAUGUCAUCUGCAGCUGGAAAUAAUUAUUUUCAUUUUUAUAAAGAUAAAAUAAA
Molecule: messenger RNA, 1317 nt
Organism: Poeciliopsis prolifica (blackstripe livebearer)
Lineage: Eukaryota; Metazoa; Chordata; Actinopteri; Cyprinodontiformes; Poeciliidae
Exons: 10
Coding region: 83-1249 (388 amino acids)
Source: RefSeq, a predicted model, not a curated record